UAAUUAGCCGCGGUGCAUGCCGGGAAUAUGGAACCACGUGCGCAUGCGUUGGGUAGCUUUCUAAGAACAUAGGCUUCAACAAACGCUGCCGAACGGGCUUUUUUUUUGCGAUUUGAGACGUUUUUACAAGUUUAGAGGGAUUAUGAAAGGAUACUACGACAGACGUCAGUCAAAAAGGGAAUUAAGGGGCAAAAUGUGUGAUAUGGGAAGCACCGAUACGUUGAUAAAAAGCAGAAUUGUUGGAGAGAACGACUGUGUGAGGAUGGACUGUAGACUUGGUGUUGAAGGAGGGGGGGGGUGAACACUGAACAAAAACUUGCCAAUGGUUCGCCCAUGGACACCAGUAACACCGGUGUAUGCCUGCUCAGAACGUGGACGAGUAUUCCACCGAAGUAAAGAUGGAGGAUACAGCUAUCGUGAGAAAGGCUCAGUCUGCGGGAGGACCGGACGGUUCCCCCGAGGUGGACCAGGGCAGGCCCACGGUCAGCAGCGAGCCAUGGCUGGGACUCAAGGAUUUUAUGAAGAGGGUGCCGAUUGUUCGUAGUUUGGACCUGCUGAGUGGUGGAGACAAAGGAGAUGGGAAGGAGAAGGAGAUGAGACAGGAGCUGGAACGGCUUGUGAAGCUGCUCAGAGCUUCAAUUGACUCAAAGACGGCAGGGUUCAAGCGCAUCAACAAGGAGUGGAAUGAGGCACUGAAGGAACUGCGUCGUGCGUUCAAGAAGGCCGACAAGUUCCACAAGAGGUACCGUAAGACCAUGUCUCGUCUGGAGAAGAUGGGGUACAUCAUUCCCCCUGCUCCUCAGCCACAAGAAGCACCUCACAGGAGGGCAAGCUUGGAUGCGGUGACGCCAUCAGCAGAGACGCGCACCUCUGACAUGAGUCUGGUCAUGGAGCUUCGCCGUGCCGCGUCCAGCCUCUACCAGAUCCAGACCGCCGACGGAGUGUCGGGCAGUGGUGAGACUGCUGACAAGCUGCCAGCAGCAGAGGGACGUACUCCAUCCCUCCCCACAGUCCCAGAGCCGACUGCAGUGUCUUCUGAGGAGAACCUAGAGGAGAUGAGACAGGAGCUGGAACGACUUGUGAAGUUGAUGCGAGCUUCGAUCGACUCAAAGACGGCAGGGUUCAAGCGCAUCAACAAGGAGUGGGGUGAGGCGUUGAAGGAACUGCGGCGCGCAUUCAAGAAGGCGGAAAAGUUCCACAAGAGGUACCGUAAGACUAUGGCUCAUCUGGAGAAGAUGGGGUACAUCAUUCCACCUGCUCCUCAGCCACAAGAAGCAAUCCACAGGAGGAGGGCCAGCGUAGAUGUGACCACGUCAUCAGCAGAGACGUGCACCUCUGACACGAGCCUGGUCAUCGAGCUUCGCCGUGCCGUGUCCAGCCUGUAUGGGAUCCAGAGCGUUGACGGAGUGUCGGCCAUGUCGACUGACACAGACAAGCAGAGAUCCACUGCUGCUGAGAGAGCAUCCACCAUGUCUGCUGACAGAGUGUUGGCCAUGUCGACUGACACGGACAAGCAGAGAUCCACUGCUGCUGAGGGAGCGUCCACCAUGUCUGCUGACAGAGUGUCAGCCAUGUCUGAUGACAUCGACCGACUCUCCUUCGCGACGGGCCGAGAAAAUCCACCCUUCUAUGACGACCCGGACAACCUCUGGCUCACGUGGCCCUGGAUGUUCACUAAGUCUAGAUCUGGUGCUAAGGAUGACAGCAUGCACAGCGACACCACCAGCCUGUCUUCUACUGACUCAUUUGCCACAGCAGUAUCUGAGCUGAUGGACCUGGAUGACCAUCACGGAGAGUCCACUGCCCACGAACAGGCCAGCGAGGUGAUCCUGCAGAGCUCUGCCUCCACUCAGAAGAAGUCCAAACUGCAGAGACUGAAGAAGUGGAUCCAGCGCAAGGGCCGCAGCUUCUGCAACAAGAUCCGCUGCCGCUAAGCUAAGAUCUGCCGGGGUACACUGUUAAUUCACUUCUAAUUGUUAUCAUGUGACAUGUUUAAAAGAUUUUGUGUAAUAACUAUGCAGUCAGGUACAUGGACAGAAAUUUGUGUUAACUGUAACCUAAAAAGACAAAAGGAACAUAGUGGCAGGAAAGACCAACAAGCUUGACAUAUUGCCAAGUGUGUACUAAAGCCCUCUGUUCCAAAGAAAAAAUUAAAAAAAGCUAAAAA
Messenger RNA from Branchiostoma belcheri (Belcher's lancelet), 2167 nucleotides. RefSeq lists its product as uncharacterized. The record is from RefSeq and is a predicted model, not a curated record. The transcript is spliced from 9 exons. The coding region runs from base 357 to 1934 and encodes 525 amino acids. Lineage: Eukaryota; Metazoa; Chordata; Leptocardii; Amphioxiformes; Branchiostomatidae.